Molecule: messenger RNA, 762 nt
Organism: Phaedon cochleariae (mustard beetle)
Lineage: Eukaryota; Metazoa; Arthropoda; Insecta; Coleoptera; Chrysomelidae
Source: the annotation of a GenBank genome assembly
AUGAAGGUGGAAGAAGACGAUGACAUCACCGAAAUCGACAAUCCUGAAGUUCAUUUUACCGCCUUCGAUGGUGAUACCUUGGUCCUGGAGACCGAUUUGUCUACAUUUCUCAUUACCAAUGGAGAUCAAUUCGGUCACCUCACCAACGCCAGGUCAACUGGAUUAUUGAGCGAAUCCAUCCCUGCACGAAAAGAGAGACGACUCGACAAUUUCGCGUGCUCCGGGAGAAAACAGCCCCACAGGCACAGCCGACUCUCUCGCCAGUCCAGCGUCGGCCUGUCGUCGGAGCGUCGGCUUAGCGUCGCGAUGCCCUCCGCCGUCGAUACGAUGCGCGCGUGGUUGCUCUCGGCGCUGGUGGUUCACCAGGCUGUGGCAGGCAACCCCGACGCCAAAAGGCUCUACGACGAUUUGCUGUCCAACUACAACAAGCUGGUGAGGCCAGUGGUCAACACUUCGGAUGUGCUCAGGGUGUGCAUCAAGCUCAAGUUGUCGCAGCUCAUCGAUGUGUCCAGCGUCGGCCUGUCGUCGGAGCGUCGACUCAGCGUCGCGAUGCCCUCCGCCGUCGAUACGCUGCGCGCGUGGUUGCUCUCGGCGCUGGUGGUUCACCAGGCUGUGGCAGGCAACCCCGACGCCAAAAGGCUCUACGACGAUUUGCUGUCCAACUACAACAAGCUGGUGAGGCCAGUGGUCAACACUUCGGAUGUGCUCAGGGUGUGCAUCAAGCUCAAGUUGUCGCAGCUCAUCGAUGUGGUAAGAAUAUGA